CUCAAAUUCAUAACUCAGAUCCCACUUCUGUUAGUAGAAAUGGGAACAAAAAGGAAGAUGUCUUCAAUGGUCACCCUUUUAAUCUCGCUUGCGGUAGUUAUUGUUUCUUUAAGCUUGCCUUCAUCGGCCACGGCAGCCUACCCUUACUCAUCUCCACCACCUCCUCCACCAAAAAAAUCACCACCACCACCACCACCUAAGCAUCAUUAUGUUUACAAGUCACCACCACCACCGGUGUAUAAGUCACCACCACCACCCAUGCAUAAGUCACCACCACCACCCGUAUAUAAGUCACCACCACCUCCUACUCCUGUUUAUAAGUCUCCACCACCUCCAAAGAAACCAUAUGUAUACAAGUCACCUCCACCACCCGUGCCCGUUCACAAGUCUCCACCACCGCCAGUAUAUAAGUCCCCACCACCACCGAUGCACAAAUCACCACCACCACCUGUUUACAAGUCACCACCACCACCGGUUCACAAAUCACCACCACCGCCUGUUUACAAGUCACCACCUCCACCUCAUUAUGUUUACAAGUCACCACCACCACCAGUUCACAAGUCAUCACCUCCACCUACACCCAUUUACAAGUCACCACCACCACCUCCGGUUCACAAGUCUCCACCACCACCAAAGAAACAUUACAUAUAUAAGUCACCACCGCCACCUCCACCAGUUUACAAGUCUCCUCCUCCUCCACCACCAAAGAAACCAUAUGUAUACAAGUCACCACCACCACCAACUCCGGUCUAUAAAUCUCCACCACCACCAACACCGGUUUACAAAUCUCCACCACCACCACCACCUGUGUACAAAUCCCCACCACCACCACCACCGGUUUACAAGUCUCCGCCACCUCCUCCACCCCCAGUGAAAAAGUACCCACCCCCGCAUUACAUCUACAGUUCACCACCCCCUCCUCACCAUUAAGGAGUGAUCGCCAUGUUUAAGGAUAGUAAUUAAUAAGUUUAUAUUCUGAAACUCCAAGAGAAAUAAUAAUCCGGCUGGACAAAAGGGUUGAAAAUUUUACGACUUGUAUUUGAUUUGUGUAUUCAAUAAAUAGUUGCUUCUUUCCGUUUGUUUGAUAAUAAAGAUAUAAAUAAAAAAAUUGUUAUUUUA
Molecule: messenger RNA, 1119 nt
Organism: Lactuca sativa (garden lettuce)
Lineage: Eukaryota; Viridiplantae; Streptophyta; Magnoliopsida; Asterales; Asteraceae
Biological process (GO): plant-type cell wall organization
Molecular function (GO): structural constituent of cell wall
Source: RefSeq, a predicted model, not a curated record